AAUAGACACUCAGCAACCAAGAUUGCCCUGUUACAACGGAAAGGAACCCGGAGUUUCAAGAACUCGUCAAAACACUCGCUAAGUAUCACAGUCAACAACCGAGAAUAGAAAUGGCCAACUUUCGGACGAUCGUUCGACCAUUCCGCGUCCUUGGCGCAUUUAUCGUGCUCUCGCUCUUGUGGGCUAGCCUCAUUUCCGCGCACGGCACAGCUGUGUCCGCCGACCGGGUAUCGGAAUGCCCUAUCGCUGAAAAGUGCCCUUACUAUGAGCGUAUCAAAGUUCAACGCCAGGCACGCCAGAGUGCCAGCGGAGACGACGCUGAAGCGCACCACGGCUGCCCGCUGAAGAGCGGAGGAUGCCCUUACUAUGAGCAGCACAAGAACGACCAUAAUGCUGAAGAUGCGCUUGUGGAGCCCGGAGAUGCCUGCCCGUUGGCGUCAAAGUGCAAGUGGUACCAGGAUAUCAAAGAUGGCAAGGCGAACUCCGUUGAUUUCAACAAAAGCGACUGCCCAUUGAAGGACAAGUGUCCCUACUACGCUGAAAUCAAACAAGCCCGACCCAACACAGACAGAGUCGACGCCGCCGGCAAAAAGGCAUCGGACUGCCCCGUCCUGCACGCCUGCCCGCACUUUUCAAAGGAAGACAUCAAAUCUCAGCCCCAUCCCCACGGGCAUGCGCACGAACACGGGCACCAAGCGGCGAAAUGUCCUCAUUUGCAGAAGGUUAAGCAGCAGGAGGAGGCGGAGAAAGCGGCUGCUGCUGCUGGUGGACGUGAUGAGUUGUGAGAAGUGUGACAACAUUGCGCACUUACGCCAGUUUUUGCUAUCCUCAAACCGGGAUGGUACAGUCGGCUUAAAGCCUUGGGAGCACGUAAAUUGCGGAAUGGGGCGUUACGACUUGGAUCGGAAUGCAAAGAUGCUCCAUGGAAAUGUGUAUUGAAGAUACAGUUGUUGCGAAGCGAAACU
Messenger RNA from Fimicolochytrium jonesii, 965 nucleotides. RefSeq lists its product as uncharacterized. The record is from RefSeq and is a predicted model, not a curated record. The coding region runs from base 111 to 785 and encodes 224 amino acids. The transcript is spliced from 5 exons. Lineage: Eukaryota; Fungi; Chytridiomycota; Chytridiomycetes; Spizellomycetales; Powellomycetaceae.